Messenger RNA from Lytechinus variegatus (green sea urchin), 2429 nucleotides. RefSeq lists its product as uncharacterized. The coding region runs from base 105 to 2429 and encodes 774 amino acids. Lineage: Eukaryota; Metazoa; Echinodermata; Echinoidea; Temnopleuroida; Toxopneustidae. The transcript is spliced from 6 exons. The record is from RefSeq and is a predicted model, not a curated record.
UAUUGCUUUGAAUUUUCCUCUUCCCUUUUUUCUCCUGCAACAGAUUGAAGUGAAAUCCACAUAGAUGACGUUGUGCUAGCUGGAAAUCAAUUUUUUACCUCAUAAUGAAGGUUAUUUGUGCCCUGGUUUCCCUGUUGCUCUUCGCGGGCGGAGGGUACACCGCCCCAUCAGGGGCUCCUGACCAAGGUCAACCGGAAACGGAAGUGCUCCCUGUCGAUGACACUGAAGAUAAAGGCCAACAGCCUUUAUCCAACUUGCCCAAGCCAGGGGAUGGGAAACUGAUACCUGAAUUCGCAUCAGAAGAACCUUUGGCAGACAAGAUUGACGGGAAUGAAGAAGGAGACGAUAAUAAAGAACUGGAAGAUAUAUCAUACGUUUCUGCAAACGAUGAAGAUGACAUCUCUGAAUACUCAAUGUCCUAUCCGUCGUGGUUGCCUGAUGGGUUUUUCACAAGUAUCAACGACGUAGACGCCGAACAGACCGAGGAAGCUAUCCUGGAUGGGAUCGAAGCUGCGCUUGUCAAUGAGAAAAUUGAGCCGCUGUACAGAUCGAUAUCACAUCUGAAGUCGCUUCUGCAUCAGCUGCGGGAGAAGGCCAGUCAGGACCUGGAGUCGGCGUCCGGGGAGGAGAGUUUUUAUUCAUCUUCAGGGGAAUCCUACGAUGAUUCAGCCACGCAGGGCGACGACGACUUAGACAUGAUGGCCGGGAACGGAUAUGGUGCUGUUUCAGAUGAUAGACAACGCUUCCCCGGUCAGGUAAUCCAAGGUAACCAAGAAGUGCCAAAGAACGGCUCAAAGGCAAUACCGAAGAACAAUGCCAUUGAGUCAGCAAUGAACAACGUUCCUGAAACAUACAGGAAGGCAAAUCACAUAAAGCCUGGUCGACGUUUCAAGAGAGACUUAGGUUGGGGACGCCGGGGCAAACCAAGGUAUAACAACUUGGCAGUUGCUGAUGCAGAUGAUGACAGCAUAUCGUCUGCGUUUGCAGAUGAAACCGUUGAUGGUGACUCUGCGCUAGAGUCAUCAUGGAUGAGUUCUUCCGAUGCAGGGGACUCCGUUCUUGAGCUCAACGAUAUUGGGAGGAAACCGCUGAACUUUCAACAAAGAAUAGAAAUUAAACCAAGAGAGGAAACAAACUGGAGAAAGGUCUUUCUUAAUCUGCGCGGUCGUCUUGGAGCGCCUAUACAAAGGCUGGACAGAAGGAGAAGAAAUAAAGAGGAUCUGAAAACAUUCCUCAACAGCAUGCCAACUUUGGAAGGUCUCCGGAAACGCACAUUAAUUCCCGAUGAAGAUGAGGACGAGGAGUAUGAAAUACCAGACCCGGGACCGUUCUACCCCGAGCCGCUGAAUCUUCCACCACCAGACAACGUUAUCCGCCCAGAGCUACCACCUGAUGAUACGUUGCCAUGGGAACUGCCUCCUGAUUUCGACGAGGACAACGCCUUGCUGGAAGAGCAGACGAAUGGCCUUGAUAUGAUCAACCAUUAUAAUAAACGAUAUCGGUAUCUUAGGGAUGUUGAGCGUUCCAUCAUGGAUGAAUCCCUAGAAGACUUGGCCCUACAGCUAGCCGGAAGGCAGCCAUCGAGGUCUAACGCUCUUAGGGUUCGGAGAGUCAUGCAGAUUCCACCACCGCCUCCAUACGGAAGAAAGGUGGUGAAAUCACUCUACAGGAAGAAAGCAUAUGGCUAUCCUUUCAUGGCAGACGAGUUCGCUGAUGAGUUGAUUCCCAACUCAUGGGAGUCCGGUGGAGAGGAUUUCGACCAACCCUACAAUGCCUUCAACCCGCAGGACCUGGACGAACCACAUUCGUGGGGAGAGUACCUCCAGUUUGGUCGUAUCGAAGGUCCUGAUGAAGCCUCGGAUAUGGUAUCCCGGCUGAUGUCCGCAAUCAAGACCAAGGAAGCCAAAGAUACCAUCCUUGAACAUCUAUUGCACAUCAGGGAUGCGUCUCCAGAACUCCAGAGAGAAAUCCUCCUCCAGGCAUUGAUGGCUGAAGCUGAUCCAGUGGAUGGCGGACCCAACAACGCCGUUGGCUAUGACAACCAGCAGUUCGAUUCGGAUGAGGACACGCAGUGGGGUAACUUCAAAUCCAACGAGGAAGCCGACGACGAUGGCGAAAAUGCAAUAUCCGACGACCAGACUGAAGGCGAAGGAAGCCAUGACACUAAACAAAACGACGCAGUAGGAAACACCGUGGAAGUGGGUGGCUGGGACAGUUCUUUAUCUGGAGAGGAUAAAGGGACGAACGAAGCCGAAUAUUUUUCAGAUGCUUCCGAAUCAGACGCCUCAGUUCCCGACUGGGAGGAUAUCCCAGACGAACUCCAAUCAAACAUUCCUCAACUCUUUGAAGAGAUGAAACAACAAAUUUUGAUCCAAAAACUUGCCGAAUUUUUACAACGUACCGCUAGCAGUGAAAACCGAAGAAUAUAA